UGUAUUUGGUAGAACAAAUGCGGCGCUACGUUAAGCCAUCAAAUAUUGUGGGUGCGAAUAUUUCACAUCCAGUUGACAUAUUUAAGAUGACCGUUGAGCACCGCGUGCAGUGUGGUUCGUGUCACAAGGUGCGCUACACACGUGAGACCGAUUGUUGCCUUUCAUUACCAAUUCCGUUGGAUCCUAAUCUAAAGAAUUCUGAUGGAAAUCCAAAACAAACCGAGGAGGAAAUUUUUGCCAGCCGUCCUCAUAUCUCUUUAGACGCGUGUCUCGGGUCACUAAUGCAGGCAACGGAUAUUGACUGCCGCUGCAGUGCCUGCGGGAUUCCGGUCACGUACUGCAAAACCACACGACUGAGGACUUUUCCGGAUGUUCUCCCCAUUUUCCUCCGUCGGGCGCAGUUCGACAUGGAAACCAUGAGUGUCAGGAAGCUUGAUGUGUUUGUGGAUGUCCCUUUAGAGCUGGACUUGGAGUUCCUCCGCGGUAAGGGCCUGCAGUCAGACGAAGUUUCGAUGCCUGAGGCGCGAGAGGAUCUCCCACACAAGCCGACAUCCUCUUCAAUGAAAACGGUGGAUGAAGAGGCCCUUGCCAUGUUGUUGAGUAUGGGUAUUGAAGAGACCGUGGCCAGAUACGCGCUAUUACAGACGGGCAUGAAUGCGGAAAGAGCGGUUGACUACGUAUUCAGUCGCGAGAAUAUCGCGGAAGAGGCCGGACUCGCUGAAAUCUCUACCACUGCAUCCGAGAGCCAGCCGGUGCAUGUUUUAGAUGGGCCGGCAAAGUACCGACUGCAUGCCAUGAUAAGCCACGUGGGAGCAAGCGCAAAAACGGGGCAUUACGUCUGUCAUAUUUGUGACGCACAGACCGGAAAGUGGUUGUUGUUCAAUGAUGAAAAAGUCGCCGAAUCCCUCAACCCGCCAUUCUCUAUGGCUUUUCUUUACUUUUAUAAGAGAGUGGGAAAGUGA
Molecule: messenger RNA, 962 nt
Organism: Trypanosoma cruzi
Lineage: Eukaryota; Euglenozoa; Kinetoplastea; Trypanosomatida; Trypanosomatidae
Product: ubiquitin hydrolase, putative
Exons: 1
Biological process (GO): protein deubiquitination
Molecular function (GO): cysteine-type deubiquitinase activity
Source: RefSeq, a predicted model, not a curated record